Mollisia scopiformis is the source of this 1296-nucleotide messenger RNA. RefSeq lists its product as uncharacterized. The transcript has 5 exons. The record is from RefSeq and is a predicted model, not a curated record. The coding region runs from base 171 to 1238 and encodes 355 amino acids. NCBI's taxonomy places the organism in Eukaryota, Fungi, Ascomycota, Leotiomycetes, Helotiales, Mollisiaceae.
UCUCAACUCUUGCUGUCUCUCGUCUUGCCGCUUUCUGAACCGGAUCCACGUAUCAUAAGUCUGCUAUAUGAUCCUCUUUUCCUCGUUUUGCUAAAAUAAGUUGGAGACUACCCGGCUUUCUCUAUAUCUCUGCUUGUUGUCUAUCAGAACAUAGCAGGGCAUAGAGAACUAUGGCAUACGAUCUUCACGCGAAUAAAGGUCCUCACGUGCUGGGGAUUGUAAUAGCUUUCCCGAUCUUGGCGGCUUUUUGUCUGUCAUUGAGGUUAUACACUCGGUUCAAGAUUAUUCAUAAUGCUGCUCUUGAAGACUACUGUAGUGUGGUUGGACUGAUCUUCUCUAUUGCAACCUCAGUUUGCAUGGGCUAUCAAGUCAAGAAUGGCAUGGGAAGACACAUGCAAACGCUCACACCUCAAGAUGGCGUCAACUCAGUCAAGUUUCUCUUCGCCAGCAUCCUAACCUACAACAUCUCCCUGCUUUUCAUCAAACUCUCCAUCCUGCUCCAAUACCUCCGAAUCUGCAUCUCUCCGCGCGUCCGCCUCUUCUGUCACCUCACACUAAUCCUCAUCAUCUCCUACGGCAUCGAGACCUUCUUCACCGGCCUCCUAACCUGUCUCCCGGUUUCUUAUUUCUGGGACAAAACCAUCCCAGGAGGGAAAUGCGUCAACGAACCAGCAUUAUGGUUCGCUAAUGCCGGGAUCAAUAUCUUCCAAGAUCUAUGCUUACUCGUUCUUCCGUUUUUCAUCCUAAGAGAGUUGAUCUUGGGAAAGAGACAGAAAGCGGGUUUGAUGCUUGUUCUUUCUCUAGGGGCUUUUGCAUGCAUAGCAUCAAUAUGCCGCCUUCACGCUCUUUACGAAGUCUCCGUCAGCAAAGAUAUGACAUGGGAUAAUCCAGGAACUGCGAUCUGGUCCUCGAUCGAGCUCAACACGGCUAUAAUCUGCACCUCGAUUUCGGUACUGAAACCCCUUGUUUCUCGCCUUUUGCCUGGGAUGCUGUCUUCUCGUAAAUCGAGCGAGGCGCCGAAGAUUAGGAGUGGUGGUAAUGGGACCGUGUUGAGUUUUUCUGCCGGAAAGUGGAUGGAUACGACGCUGGCGAGUUCGGAGGACGGGAAGUUUGAGAUGAUGGAUGAGAGUGAGCGCGAGGUUUGGGGGCUGAGGGAGGUGAGGGAGAGUGUGGGUAGGGAGGCGGAGAGCAGGCAGGGGUUGAGGGAUGGAGUUGGUCCAAUGAGUGUCGAGGUGUAAGAAUAGGCUUGGGAGUAUGGGAGUAUGGGAGGCAUUGGAGUUUUGGUUUGUUUAUAAC